UCUCCCUCUCCCUCCUCCUCCUCGAGAUGUCAAACUCCAUUUAAUAUCUCUUUCCUCUACCACGAAAGGACCAAAGCAAAAGAAGCUUUCCCGUUUCAUCCAGCCAGGCUCGGACCAAGUUUCCUUUCAUUCGUAGCGAUUUCGCUUCGCUAUGAGUUUCGCUCAGAUCCGUCACAGUGCCUGUCCCCGCAUCCCCCAACACCCACGUUCCCCACCUCUCCAAAGUCCAAACCCCUCAAAUCACUUUCACUUCUCCUUCUUCACAUGUUCUUCUCCUCGUCUGUGACGGCGUCGAUCUCUCCGAAGCGACGAUGACGGAGCAGCGCCUCUUUCUCCUCCUCCUCUUCUUCUUCUUCUUCUUCGCCGUUCGGGCUCAGUCGCAGGCCCUGAUCCUGCCCCUCCAGGCCCAGGAAGUCCCGUCCGGGUCCGUCCCCAGGCCCCCCAACAAGCUCGCCUUCCGCCACAACAUCAGCCUCACCGUCUCCCUCACCGUGGACCCGCCCCAGAACGUCUCCAUGGUCAUCGACACCGGCAGCGAGCUCUCCUGGCUCCACUGCAACCGCACCCCCGACUUCCCGCUCUCCUUCGACCCGACCCGCUCCGCCUCCUACGCCCCCAUCCCCUGCUCCUCCCCGACCUGCACCGCCCGCACCCGCGACUUCCCCAUCCCCGCCUCCUGCGACGCCGGCAACCUCUGCCACGCCACGCUCUCCUACGCCGACGCCUCCUCCAGCGAGGGCAACCUGGCCGCCGACACGUUCUACGUCGGGUCGGGCCGGAUCCCGGGCAUGGUGUUUGGGUGCAUGGGCUCCGCCUCCAGCUCCAACCCGGAGGAGGACGCCCGCAACACCGGGCUCAUGGGCAUGAACCUCGGGUCGCUCUCCUUCGUCUCCCAGAUGGGCUUCCCCAAGUUCUCCUACUGCAUCUCCGGGUCGGACUUCUCGGGCAUCCUGCUGCUCGGCGACGGCGGCGGCGACGCCAACCUCUCGUCCUGGCUCGCGCCCCUGAACUACACCCCGAUGGUCCGGUUGUCGACCCGGCUGCCCUACUUCGACAGGGCGGCGUACACGGUCCAUCUCGAGGGGAUCCGGGUGUCGGACGUGAUGCUCCCGCUGCCCGCGUCCGCCUUCCUGCCCGAUCACACGGGGGCGGGUCAGACCAUGGUCGACUCGGGCACCCAGUUCACCUUCCUUCUCGGGCCGGUUUAUGACGCCUUGAGAUCCGAGUUUCUAAAGCAAACUGGAGGCGUCUUGCAGCAAUUGAAUGAUCCGAAUUUCGUGUUCCAGGGAGCUAUGGAUCUCUGUUACCGGGUCCCGCUGAGUCGGCGGGACUUGCCGUCCUUGCCGUCGGUGAGCCUGGUGUUCCGGGGUGCGGAGAUGACCAUACCGGGCGACCGGGCGCUGUACCGCGUCCCGGGCCAAGUGAGGGGGAGCGACGCGGUGCAUUGCCUGACCUUCGGGAAUGCCGACUUGCUGGGGGUGGAGGCAUUCGUGAUCGGCCACCACCAUCAGCAGAACGUGUGGAUGGAGUUCGAUCUCCAGAAAUCCAGGAUCGGUCUCGCGCACGUACGGUGCGAUCUGGUCGGUCAGAGACUCGGUCUCGGCCUGCAGGGUAAACUUCGACGCGGCUGAUCGGAGCCAACAACGACACUCUCGGUAAAUCUAUGUGUACAUGCAAAGUUUCAUGUAAGUUUUGUAGAAGUAUUAUCUAUUAGGCUUGCUGUAACUCCCGACUAAAGCUUUCGUUUACUUCUUACUCUUUUACCAUUCUAUACAUGUACCAAAUAGACAUCGACUGAAUUUAGAUGCGAAAAGGGAGAGUUUAGACA
Molecule: messenger RNA, 1828 nt
Organism: Eucalyptus grandis
Lineage: Eukaryota; Viridiplantae; Streptophyta; Magnoliopsida; Myrtales; Myrtaceae
Product: aspartic proteinase PCS1
Biological process (GO): proteolysis
Molecular function (GO): aspartic-type endopeptidase activity
Source: RefSeq, a predicted model, not a curated record